Molecule: messenger RNA, 1093 nt
Organism: Talaromyces stipitatus ATCC 10500
Lineage: Eukaryota; Fungi; Ascomycota; Eurotiomycetes; Eurotiales; Trichocomaceae
Exons: 3
Coding region: 194-1093 (299 amino acids)
Molecular function (GO): oxidoreductase activity
Source: RefSeq, a predicted model, not a curated record
GACUGGAAGAUACUCUAACUUCCACACCACAUCUAGUCCGAAAUAGCUGGACAUACCUAAUUGGAUAUGAAGCAGCAAUUAUAUACCAGAAGGUAAUCUCCGCUGGGUUGCCGAUUACAUGUAAUGCUUCAAGAAAUCUUUCCAUUUUGUAAUCAUAUAUCACAGACACCCCAGAAAGAUAAUUGAGUUCAGCAUGGCUACUGAGACUAUCACAGUGCAGGCCGUCAUCAACGCAAACAUCAACUAUUUUCUGGAAGUAAGUGAAGGAGGAACCGAUGUCAUCUACCCAGGAACAGCCACAGACAAGCUGCGGCCACUCAAGUCCGUGAUUAUGCCAAUCACAGAUUUGCGAACAUGUAAAGACGAGAAUUUCACAUUGGACACGCAUGGUUUCCAAUUUGUGCCCCACAAGACGAAGGAGAAGACCUACGACGAUCAGGAGAGAAUUAAAACAGUUGUUUAUGAUGAGACUGCAGCACUGUUGAGGGAGGUAACAGGGGCGACUCGUGUUGUCCCAUUCUCUCACCUGAUUCGAAAACAUUUAGUAGAUACCGCCGUUGAAGCCGCAAAGAAAGCCGCACCAACAGAUAUCAUUCCGAUUAUGACUCCAUCACUCUUAUGUCAUAUUGAUCAAUCAUACGAUGGUGCUAAGCAGGUCCUUGAAGAUAAUUUGCCACCCGCCGUGGCCGAGUCACUCUCGAAAACAAGAUGGGGCAUCAUCAAUGUCUGGCGACCCGUUGGCGGUCCUGUCAAGAGAGACCCUCUCGCAGUAUGCGAUGCACGUUCUUGUGCGGAAUCAGAUCUUCGCAAGGUCUUCGCACAACUGCCGUCACAAGGUGAUGGAAGCACGGUUUCGGUGGGGGCGGGCUUUGAGGUUUUCAAUGUGGCUCAUAACCCAAACCAUAAAUGGUACUAUGCAUUGACAAUGACACCAGAUGAGACAUUGAUGAUCAAGUGUUUUGACUCAAAGACGGACGGACGAGCUCGAAGGACGCCACACACGGCGUUCCAGACAGACCGUGAUGAAGGCCCAGCACGACAGAGCAUCGAGGUUAGAUGUUUAGUUUUCUGGGAGAAUGAUAGUGCCGAGUGA